CUAUCGCGAGAGGUGUGAUUCUGACGGGAUUUACGCAGGCUGUGGACAAACUGUGCUCGUUCUCUGUAAACUGACUGCAGGUUUAAGACUCAGGCCUGUCCAGGAUGAAAAGUGUUCGAGUCAUGGUGGUGGGAGCAGGUGUGAUCGGUUUCUCCACUGCAGUCUGCAUCGCCGAGGCUCUUCCUUUCUGCACCGUUACUCUGCUGGCGGAGAAGUUCAGUCCUGACACCACCAGUGAUGGAGCUGCUGGGAUCCUGUUUGCUGCAGAGUUUCCAGAUAUUCCUUUGGAAAGACAAAAACGCUGGUUCAAGUACAGCUUUGAUCACCUGUUGGCCAUUGCUCAAUCCCAACACUCACCAGAAGCAGGAGUAAUGCUGAGCUCUGGCUGGCAACUUUUCAGGGACAUCCCAGCCAAUGAGAAGCCCUUCUGGUCAGAGUUUGUGAUUGGCUUUCGAGUCAUGACUGACAAUGAAUUAAAAAGGUUUCCAGAUCACACGUUUGGCCAGGCGUUCACCACCAUAAAAUGUGAAUGUUCCAGCUACCUGCCGUGGCUCGAGAAGAGUUUCAGAAAAACUGGAGGCCUAGUGGAACAGAGGAAACUCAACAGUCUUGAGGAAUUAAUCGACAGCUAUGAUAUCAUUGUCAACUGCUCUGGUCUGGGCUCCAAAACACUGGUGGGUGACGACAAGGUGUUCCCGGUCAGAGGCCAGGUCCUCAAGGUGGAGGCCCCCUGGCUGAAGCACUUCAUUAGAGAUGGAGACGGAAAGACCUACAUCUACCCUGGCAUACACAGUGUCACUGUGGGCGGCACUAGGCAGGAGGGGGACUGGCGACUACAAGCGGACGAAGGAGACACAAAAGGCAUCCUGGAGCGCUGUAGCAGGCUGGAGCCGUCUAUUAGCAAAGCCAAAGUUCUCAGCAAGUGGGUAGGUCUUAGGCCUAGCAGGAGGAACCCGAGGGUGGAGAAGGAGCUGGUGCAGCUGCAGGGUCGCAGGGUGCCUGUGGUCCACAACUACGGCCACGGAGGCUGGGGAGUCACCCUCGCCUGGGGUACCGCCCUUGACGCACUGGGGCUGGUCAGGCAGUGCCUUCAUGAAACACGGCUGCAGGCUAAUCUUUGAACUCAGUCUGACACUAAAUCCUGCUAUAACUCUGUGCCCACUAACACUCACCUUAAAAUAAUAACACAGGAAAAAAUGUAUUAUGUA
Etheostoma cragini (Arkansas darter) is the source of this 1208-nucleotide messenger RNA. It is a transcript of the gene ddo, whose product is annotated as D-aspartate oxidase. NCBI's taxonomy places the organism in Eukaryota, Metazoa, Chordata, Actinopteri, Perciformes, Percidae. Gene Ontology annotation, molecular function: D-amino-acid oxidase activity; FAD binding. Bases 105 to 1121 code for a protein of 338 amino acids. The record is from RefSeq and is a predicted model, not a curated record. The transcript has 5 exons.